Messenger RNA from Ectocarpus sp. CCAP 1310/34, 2670 nucleotides. The record is from the annotation of a GenBank genome assembly. Lineage: Eukaryota; Phaeophyceae; Ectocarpales; Ectocarpaceae.
AUGCCAUCCUUACGAAGGCUACUGUGGUAGUACUCAUGUGUGGUUUUGAGCUAUGUAAGUGCGCAAGUGCUUGGCCGUCCAUCGGUCAUUUGGAUCUUCGGGGUAUCUCCGGCAGUAGAAUCUUUGGCCACGCGUCACGCGUCCCGUGCUGUCUGUGUUCCCGAGUUCCGAAUGUGUCUUGCGACUGUUGCUCGCGUGCCUCGGCGUUUGUGAUACACCGUGGUGCCCACUCUCUUCCGUUGCUUGUGUCUACGAGGGCGACCAAUAGUAAACGACUUAACCAUCUCUUCACAUUAUCAACCGGGACAGCCGUGGUUAUCCAGCAGCACUCGGCUCGGAUCAAAUCAGCAUUAUAAAGCUACCGAGCCCUCACCUUCCAGUAGUUGAGGAUCUUCAUCAUUUGACGCGUUGGCCGCCAUGGAUCUUGAUGGAAUGCGGUGGUCUGGAGAAACGAGGAGUCAGUGUAAGGUGCAAGGUGGUGAAAGCGUCGAGAUGAGUUACCAAAAAUGCGACCAACAAUGGAUACAGAGACGGAGAAAAAUGGAUACAUCUUCGCUGUUCUUCACGCUCACGAGGUGCUGUGUUCAAGGUAGAGGUGUUAGCCAUGUCCUUAAAAUGGAAGACGAGGCUUACUCGUCGCAGGCAGUACACUCGGCCAGGAAAAAGCUUCCGAUCGGGGCCUUUAAAGAGGUGAAUCGGUUCUUACACCGAGGACCACACGAGCCACGAGUAUUCGCCGUAGAUGGAUCGAAGGUGCACGUGCACCCCUCUUUCAUCAAUUCUGGUUACAAGACACGAACAAACGACCAACCAGUAUCGCGUCCUGCCAAAAGACCUCUCGUCAUGCUCUCUUCGAUGGUAGAUGUCAAAACCAAAGCGUGUAUCGACUUUGAGCUCACGAAGCAUUUCAAUGAAAGAAGAGCAGCGACUUCGAUGCUCCGAAGUGUACGGAAAGGUGACACGCUGUUGUUCGAUAGAGGAUACUAUUCCAAAGACUUACUUCGCAGUGUUCACGACUCUCAUGCAUUUGGCGUUUGGCGGCUCAAGAUAGACGCUUUCAAAGGCACCAGGUCUUUCUUUAACUCGUGUCGCACGGAGGCCGCGUGCCUUAUUCUCGGUAUCGAGGCGCGUCUUUUGAAAUAUUUUAUCGACGGUAAAACAUACGUUUGCCUCACGAACGACCCGUCGCUAUCUCGAAGGGAUAUCAAGACUAUGUACGCCUCGAGGUGGCGGGUCGAAGAGUCGUUCAAACGAUUAAAAUCAAAUCUCAAGCUCGAAAAAGCUCACGCAAAAACACCGGCUUUGUACAUCCAGGAGGUGGAGGCCAGAGUGUUGUUAGACACGAUCACUCUGAGAAUGCAAAGCAGUACGAAGGAGUCGUCAUAUCUCUAUACUCUCGACACGCAUGUCACACACAUCCUUCGUAACGUGAAAAGAGUCUCUAGUCCCACGAGAUACAAGUUUCUACGAGUAGCAGAGCUAGAGUCAAAAACGCCGUUCGGUCGGAUGCACUACAGACCAUCGGACACCGACAUCAUUAUCGACUUCGCACGGAGGGAGAAGGACUUCUCUGAUCGAGACUGUGGAGACGGCAAAAUCGCAAAAACGAUCAAACACCUGUACUGGAUGUUCAACACCUACGUCGCCGAGUCAAGAAGAAUGUACGAGGAGGCCGUGUCCCGAGCCCACUUGUUCGCUCCCGGUGAAGACAAGGCGUGCAGAAAGAAGAGGGACGAGUUCGUGAAGCACGAGCUGGGCGAGAAGUUCACCUACGCUCCACCCAAAGACACUGCCGUGCUACCCAUUUGCUCAACGGGGGCAGUGUUCAUCCACAUCGACAUGAAGACGCUCAAGUCAUGGGGGCUUCUGCACUCCAACGAUGCUUGGUGGUACAAGGACGUCCUCCGACCUUUUUCCAAAGAGGCAAAUAUCAAGUGUCUCGUGAACAAGGAGAACGCCAGGUACGCGUCAAGCGAGCAUGGCUACCUCUCGAGUCUGCUAGGAAGUGGUCCGGACAAGUGCCCCUGGAUGAUUGGCGAGAGUUUCUUGACGGACGGUGUACAGAUCAAGCUUCUGCUUGUGACACUAGACCACGGAAGGAAAGCUUUUUCCGGGUCCAGCGAGCUGAACGAGGCGGGGUACAACAAACUGCCCCGGGCUAACGCUCAGCUAGAAAGCCUCUUGAAAGAGGGAAGAGGGGUGUACAACAUAUCCAGCCUUUUGGAGUCGACAAGCAUCAGGGAAGACGUCGUCGUGAUGUCCGCGGACCCGGGCCAGGCCAAGGUGAUCAACGUUUCUUCGGCUACGGCUAGCACUUGGGCGAAGCAAGACCCUGGCGUCAUCCUCAAAACUUCGACGUGUGUGUUCGGGGACGAUUAUCGUCGUGACACUCUUGCAUCACGUUCAGACGAGUACGAGACGUUCAGGCGCAAGGACCAGCCGUACGGAGUAGCCAUCGAUCGUCUUAGCAACGAGAAGAAAAGAACUUCCUGCCUCGCAACGUUCAUCCAGUACUGCAAAAGUUGGUGUGCAAAUGGUCCGGCGUUAUUCCUAGAGACUUUGCAGACAGGAAGGAAGUUCAUGAGGUUUGAUCGUUUCAGAGCUACGCAGAAGACACUUGCCAAGAUAGCGGACAGGGAGGGCAUCUGCCCCAAGGAAAGCUUUGAUUAG